Molecule: messenger RNA, 2067 nt
Organism: Dioscorea cayenensis subsp. rotundata (Guinea yam)
Lineage: Eukaryota; Viridiplantae; Streptophyta; Magnoliopsida; Dioscoreales; Dioscoreaceae
Product: probable methyltransferase PMT23
Exons: 9
Coding region: 123-1553 (476 amino acids)
Cellular component (GO): cytoplasm; endosome; trans-Golgi network
Molecular function (GO): methyltransferase activity
Source: RefSeq, a predicted model, not a curated record
GGGAAGGGAUUCCAGGCUGUGGAUUACAUUCCUUGUCUUGAUAACGUGAAGGCGAUCAAGGAGUUGAAGUCGAGGAAGCGGAUGGAGCAUCGGCUACGGUAUUGCCCUAAACCGGCGCCGAGAUGCCUGGUUCCGCUGCCGGUGGGAUACAAGACGCCUGUUCCGUGGCCUCGGAGCAGAGACAUGGUGAGAUUAAUGUUUCGAUAUGGUAUAAUAAUGUCCCUCACCCUAAACUCAUUGAAUAUAAGAAGGAUCAAAAUUGGGUACGCAAAUCUGGUGAUUACCUUGUGUUUCCUGGAGGUGGAACUCAAUUCAAAGAAGGAGUAACAAGUUAUAUUCAGUUCAUUGAGAAGAUUCUACCAUCUAUUGAGUGGGGUAAACAUACGAGAGUCGUUUUGGAUGUUGGUUGUGGUGUUGCAAGCUUUGGUGGCUACUUGCUAGAUAAAAGUGUCCUCACCAUGUCAUUUGCCCCAAAGGAUGAGCAUGAGGCUCAGAUACAAUUUGCCCUUGAGCGGGGAAUCCCAGCUUUUCUUGCUGUUAUUGGAACCCAAAAGCUUACUUUUCCCGAUAAUGUAUUUGAUAUGAUUCACUGCGCACGAUGUAGAGUCCACUGGGAUGCUGAUGGUGGAAUGCCAUUGUUGGAACUCAAUAGGAUACUUAGGCCUGGUGGAUUCUUCAUAUGGUCAGCAACACCAGUUUAUCGUAGUGAUUCUAGGGACCAAAAUGUCUGGAAUGCUAUGGUAGCUCUGACCGAGGCUUUCUGUUGGAAGGUAGUGGCUAAAGAAACUGAUGCGGCUGGAAUUGGGGUUGUGAUAUAUCAGAAGCCUGUCUCUAACUCUUGCUAUGAGGGGAGAAAAGCAGAUAAUCCGCCUAUAUGUCUUCAAAAUAGAAGCCAUGAGAUCUCAUGGUAUUCCCCACUAGGCUAUUGUCUCCCCAGAAUCCCAGUACCUCAAUCGGGUCAAGAAUCAAAUUGGCCCAUCUCCUGGCCUGAAAGACUUACAAAUAGACCUCCAAGUUCGCAAGAUGGUUCUAAUAGCAUAUCUUCAGAAAAUUUUCUUAAUGACAUGACUCAAUGGGAUAUGCUUGUGUCCAAGAUUUACUUGCAUGAUCUUGGAAUUGAUUGGUUGAAAGUUCGAAAUGUUAUGGACAUGAAUGCUGGUUUUGGAGGAUUCGCGGCUGCACUUAUCAACCAGCCUCUUUGGGUGAUGAAUGUAGUGCCUAUCCAUGGGCCGGAUACUUUACCCAUCAUCUUUGAUCGAGGAUUGAUAGGAGUUUAUCACGACUGGUGUGAAGCAUUUAACACUUAUCCUCGAACAUAUGAUCUCCUGCAUUCCAGUUUUCUCUUUGGAGGUCUAGCACAAAGGUGUGACCUUGUGGAAGUAGCAAUGGAAAUGGACCGAAUAUUGAGACCCGGUGGGUGGGUUCUGGUCCAAGACACCAUUGAAAUGCUCCAGAAGAUACAACCCAUACUUAUUUCGCUUCACUGGGAGACUACUCUUCACAACCAGAAGUUUCUUGUUUGUAAGAAAGGCUUAUGGCGCCCUGCCAAUUAAAGCUAUGCCAUCGGCGUUCAAGUAAACUGUUCUGCAACGUCGAACAUGAUCCUUGAACAUGUUUGUAUUAUUUUGUUAUCAGAUUGAAUUUUGAAGUGGAAUCAGUUCUUACUAUCAUCUACCAUGUUUUCAACUAUGUUGUGGCAGAUCAGCAGCAUCUCUCAAAGAGAAAGAGAGUGAAAACAAGGAUAUAUAAUCGAAUCUUGUCGUACUUAAUUCACUCGAGAAGGCGACUAUUGAUAUGUUUCUUGUCUACUCAAUUCAAUUCAAGUCAUCAGUUCGGUUUGUUCUCGGCCUCGUUGGGUUUGCGAUCGAAAUCAUAAAUGAUUCAAAUCAAAUGCAAGUUGAAAGGUAGAUACACAUUUGCUUCUGAAUUUUUUACUGCAAAUAGUGAGGAUUAUCAGUAAAAGUUACAGUUCUAGUUGUCGAAAUUACCGAUAAUAUAUUUGUUCUCUUCCAAAUAAAUGCUUUACAAGUGAAAUGCAUCUGUUUUUCAAAUUUGAUUUCAUUUACA